AGAAACAUAGAAGGUUCUCUCUCUUUGCAGGUUUGACCCGUUGCUUGAAACCCAAGCAAUUUUGAGAGAGAGAAAGAGAGAUGGGGGAUCAGAAGCAGAGUGUUAGCGCGAAUGGCAACAACAAUAACAACAACAACAAGAGUGAUGGUGGCGGUGAGGGGGAGAGACCGGUUCGAGUCUAUGCCGACGGAAUAUACGAUCUCUUCCACUUCGGCCACGCCCGUGCUCUCGAGCAAGCCAAGAAAUCGUUUCCGAAUGCUUAUCUGCUUGUUGGAUGCUGCAAUGAUGAACUCACCCACAUGUUGAAGGGAAAAACUGUUAUGAAUGAGAAGGAACGAUAUGAGUCUCUCCGCCACUGCAGGUGGGUUGAUGAGGUUAUCCCUGAUGCACCAUGGGUGAUCACACAAGAGUUCCUUGAAAAACAUCAGAUCGACUAUGUUGCACAUGAUUCUCUUCCUUAUGCUGAUGCAAGUGGGGCUGGAAACGAUGUCUAUGAAUAUGUUAAGUCUGUUGGGAAGUUCAAGGAAACUAAACGGACUCAUGGAAUCUCAACAUCUGAUAUUAUAAUGAGGAUUCUCAAAGAUUACAAUCAGUAUGUGAUGCGUAAUUUGGCCCGUGGAUAUACAAGAAAGGACCUAGGUGUUAGCUAUGUCAAGGAAAAGAGGCUUAGAGUGAAUAUGGGUUUGAAAAAAUUGCAUGAAAGAGUGAAGAAAGAACAAGAGAGAGUUGGAGAGAAGAUACAAACUGUAGCAAAAACUGCUAGAAUACAUCGUAAUGAAUGGGUGGAGAAUGCUGAUCGAUUGGUUGCUGGGUUUCUUGAGAUGUUUGAAGAACGUUGCCAUAAAAUGGGAACAGCCAUCAGAGAGCAAAUACAAGAGCGGCUAAGGGGGCAGCAGCAGUUAAGAAGGCUUGUAUAUGAUGAGGAAGUUGAUGAUGAGUUCUAUGACGACUCUGAGGAAGAAGAUGAAGAAGAAGAAUACUAUGUAAAUGUUGACGAAAAAUGAGCCCCGCUCGUUUUUGGUUCUUGAUGGGACACUAAUCUUGUUCAUGGUAUUAAAAUUAUAGAAAUCUCCAAUUAUUAGUAUGUUCAUAAUCUGCUUUGAGCAAAGAAAAGCAGUUGCCUGCUGGAAGUAACUCGUUAGAACAGAUGUAUAGGAAAAGGUAAAAGCUUAUCCGAAGGGAUUCUGCUGUAAGAAUUUGGACGUGGUAUUGAUGUGUGAGGUUGAAAAUAUUUA
Molecule: messenger RNA, 1235 nt
Organism: Corylus avellana
Lineage: Eukaryota; Viridiplantae; Streptophyta; Magnoliopsida; Fagales; Betulaceae
Product: choline-phosphate cytidylyltransferase 2
Biological process (GO): CDP-choline pathway
Molecular function (GO): choline-phosphate cytidylyltransferase activity; phosphatidylcholine binding
Source: RefSeq, a predicted model, not a curated record